Hippocampus zosterae (dwarf seahorse) is the source of this 4375-nucleotide messenger RNA. RefSeq names its product regulator of G-protein signaling 17-like. The transcript has 6 exons. The record is from RefSeq and is a predicted model, not a curated record. The coding region runs from base 506 to 1252 and encodes 248 amino acids. Lineage: Eukaryota; Metazoa; Chordata; Actinopteri; Syngnathiformes; Syngnathidae.
ACACGAACACGCACUCACACGCGCGCGCGCAUACACACACUGUCUCUCUUUCUCUGGUCGGGAAAAACCCGAGCUGGAGGAGAACCGGUAUCCAGAAAAAGGAGGUCCUUCCUCCGCUUAGGAGACGGUAGCAGAGCCAUUUGGAGAAAUAUAUUAAGCAAAAAGGAAAUAAUAAUAAUAAUAAUAAUAAAAGUCCACACGCGCUGCGGAAGAGAAGAAGGAAAAGGCGGAUGUGCCUCCGAACGCGCCGCGGAUGCCGCCCUCCGGACCCCCUUAAUGCCAAGAUUGUGUUGUCAUUGAUUGAACAUGUUGAGGUUACCUGGACAGACAGCACACAGAAGAGAAAGGCAUCUGAAGUUGUCACACUAGUUAAGUGACAGUUUUGGUCACGUUUAUGCAGAUGUUCCAGUCAAACUAGCAUGAAGGAUUUCUCAAUGUUGUCCAAAACUUAACGUGGAAUCCGUGACGUCUUUGCUGUUUUUUGUCACACCUGAUUCUGGCGGAUAUGUACAGGAAGGAUAUGGCUGCACACGUAUCAACUAUUCACUACGUUUUAUUUCAUUACACAGGUCCGAUCCCGGCCGAGCGAGAGGGUGAGCUGGCCAUGGGGGUGGGUCGCAGCGAAACCUCUCCGCUGAGCGGGCCAGCGGUGCAAGGCCUGAACACGACCCAAAAUUCUCAGCGGCCGAGCACUUGCUGCUUCUGCUGGUGCUGCUGUUGCAGCUGCUCAUGUCUUAAUAUCAGGAAUGAAGAUGAGAGGAGGAGACGAAGGAGGAAGAGGAUAUCACAGGACAACAAGAUGGAAACAAUACCAAACUUUGAAGCUUGCACUAAACCUUCAGCGGAGGAAAUGCAGCUCUGGUCUCAGUCCUUUGACAAGCUGAUGAGGAACCCGGCGGGACGCAAUGUUUUUCGGGAGUUUUUGCGCACAGAGUACAGUGAGGAGAACAUGCUGUUCUGGCUGGCCUGUGAAGACCUCAAGCAGGAAAAGAACAAGAAAUCCAUUGAGGAGAAGUCGCGCUCCAUCUAUGAGGACUAUAUUUCCAUACUGUCACCAAAAGAGGUGAGUCUGGACGCUCGCGUACGAGAGGUGAUCAACAAGAAGAUGCAGGACCCGACGCCUCACACUUUCGAGGACGCCCAGUUGCAGAUCUACACGCUGAUGCAUAGGGACUCCUACCCACGAUUCCUCUCCUCCAGCAUCUACAAGUCGCUCCUUCACGGCAACUCACGCAGCUCCUCUGAGUCCUAGUCCUGCCCUGUCGACACGCCUCCCCUCCGACCAUUUCAGACCCUUCAGGUGAAACUGCCCUUACCCCAAAUUUAUGCCGUGACUGCCAAGACUUGACAGUGGCUAAAACACCUUCAGUCCACUUUUGUCUCAACUGCCCUCUUGUGUACUUCCCCCUUUUCUCCACCUUCCUUUUUAAUCAGUCUUUUCAUUCUUUAAAUAUCUCUGCUCAUUUUCUAUCCAACAUACUGUAAAAACCCACGAAUGACACGCAUUUGCUUGAAAAACAAAACAAAACAAAAACACCCCAAAUCAAGCGACUUGAUGAGAAAAAUGUUCACAAUGUUUAGAUGUUUACCAGUACCUAGGCAGUAGCUAUGGGUCAUUUGUAUUCUACAUGGGGGUGCGUUAUUCAUGGGAUUUUACAGGAUUUAUUUAUUCAUUUUAGAAGUGAAACUGCUAAUUAGAGAUGAUUAUCAUCCGACACAAUUUUUUUUUGGGUCCAUUUGAAAAUCGCACAGAACAUAUUCGACAAUCCGUAAUGAACUAGGGCUUCAUAUUUCCCUCAAAAUCCAAAGAGGACUGCAAGUAGCGCUGAAUCACUUUCACCAACCGAAGCAAUUCAAUUCCCUCACAAGAACGCGCGGAGACUAAAAUGUAUGUCGCUACGAUGUGUACAGUAACAGAUCUUAAAAUCCCACCAGAAACCCUAGAACAAUAUUGGCACUAUAAUAUUUCGAUUUUGAUUAGUGUUAUUCAAUACGGACAACAGCCACGGAUGUACUUAGUUUUCUCCUACAUUCCGAAGGCAUGCAGUGCAUGUUAGGUUCAUCAAAGACUCAAAAUUCUUCAUAUGUAUGAAUGUCAGUGUUACUGGUUGUGCCCCGGCGACCUGUCCAGGGUGCACCUCACCUCUUGUUCAAAAUCUCCUGGUAUAGGCUCCAGCUUUGUCAAAUGAGGAAAACAUUUUUCCCUUCCUAUCCCAAAUGUGGUACAAAAUGACCAUACCACAAGAUGCCAUUUGACAAUCUAUUUUUUUUUUAACCAGGAACCAAUUAAUUGCAGUAAUCAAAUAAAUUCAACUUAAAUAAAUAAAUAUGAAAUAAAAAUAACUUCAAACUGAAAAGAAAUCAUUAAACCUAAAGCGAACAUGCAUGUGUGCCUUCAACAGAGAAAUACGUCUGCAUUUUCUGGAUGCGGGGUCUUUAAUGAGGUCAUUGUAUGACAACUGCUGUGUGAUGUCAUCAUAGCGCUCUUGACGAGUGCACGUUUUUUUUUUUUAAUGAGCUUCACUUUUUUUAAAGACUGAAGCAGGCAAAGUUACUGCAAUGCACAGGGCAAUCCAGAGAUUUGGAUAAUGUACAAUUACAAUGUAAAAACUACUACUGGUAUUGUUAAAGUACUAUCUCUUAUUAUACGCUAUGCAAAUACUAGCCUCCAACUGCGACUCUGAGUCAAUACUGUAAAUUGAUAGGACAUAAUUUGAUUGUCUAAUUAAUACGUUUACAUGAACCAAUAUAUUGGCUCCAGUUUAUCACCAUCGUUUUGGUCCUUUAUGACUCCUUUUCGUCCGAUGAAUGUACAGGGCGUUAACAACAUAUCGUCACUGCCGGGCGAAAUCUUCGUACUCUCAAAAUGACAACUUUUCAGGAAAUCCUCCCCAAUACGCCAUCUUGCUUGUGUUGCCGUGACAGCGCUUUAUUCAAUAUCUCAUUGUUGUGAAAUACACAGCACACUCACAUCAACACACCACUCAAAUAAAUUAAUUUUGCUGUUUUAAAAAAAAAAACGACCUCACAAAUCUACAAAAAAACAAGAAAUGGUCAUUAUUUAUGUUGAUUUUUUUUUCCAUUCACAGUACCUCCUUGUCUUUGCCCAACUCCUUCCUCAUCGCUAGUGUUCCCAGCCACCUGAUAUUUUAGGCGGCCCGAAGACUGCAGAAGUUCAAAUCGCUGAGCUAGUUAACCAGCCAAUCACCUUUAAGAGCUACUGAGCUGAGAGCAAGACUCCGCCCACCCCAUUGCCUUGUUUGCCUUCUUUCAGGAGUGAUCUUUCUCCCUCUUUCCCAACUGGAAAGCACAGGACCAUUUCUCCACUUCUCACUGCUGUGAUAGACUCAUGAUGGACGCUGACUACCGAUUUACAAACUCAAAGAAGAGUUGUUGUUGUUUUAUUCCCUGAAAAGUAACGACAAGGGCUUUUGUACCCUUGUUCAUCUAUUUAGAUUUUGUUCCUGGUCACUCACACUUGUCACACUCUGGGAUUUUUAUUUUUAUUUUUUAAUGAAAAAGAGGCAAUUCCUUUUUGGGAUGCAACACACUUAAGCUGCAAUAAAAACUGGAGUCCAAACAUGCACCAACACACAAAUACACACACACACAGUAUUUAUAUCACCUUACUUCGGAUGGUAUAAUGUUAUUCUGUGACUAACAUGAAAGUGAACAUGUGUUUCAUACAAGUAAAACUGUCUGAACAGCUCAUGUUCAAAAUAGAAAAUAUACUGUAUAUCGAUGUUUUUUUUCUCCGAAACCUUAAGUGGGGUGAUGCAGAUACACAUGCUUACUAUGUAUAUCACCAUCCUUUAGGACAGGGGUGUCGAACUAAUUUUUUAUCGCGGGCCAUUUCAGAGAUAUGACUUCCCUCAGGGGGCCGGUGCAAAGUCUCAAAGUUAUUUAUGACCCAUGACAAUUUGACAUUUUGUUUCAGAUUUCAGCAAGAAUCAUGAUAGUUGACACACAUGAUUUGCUCCCGCGGGCCACAUAAAAUGACGUAGGGGACUGGAUUUGGUCCACGGGCCUUGACUUUGACACCUAUGCUUUAUGAGAUUCGACUGUAGUAUAUUUAUUUAUUUAUAAGUACACUGGAACCUCUUGGGUCGAAUACAAUCUAUUCUGAGAUGCUGGUCAACCUCCAAUUUUAUUAUUAUUUCCAUUAUAAAACCUCUUAACUGAAUCAACAGUGUUUUGCAUGACAUUUUAAUAUUCUCAACUGUUACACAACUUCAAGAAAAUAUUAACCACUGUUAGGAGUGGUGCCUUGAGAUAUGAAUUGAAUUCAUUCCGUGACCGCGCUCGUAACUCCAAACACACAUCUCAAAUUGCCAUGAAUCUGUUCCAGCCUCUGCAAAAAAAAGACAAAAUAAAA